AGAACCAGCGGAGAACGGUCGUCGGCCGUCUGUUGCUGCGGUGCUUGCUUUGUUAUUAUUGUCGCGGUCACCGUCGCGAGAUAAAGACGUCCGAGACCGCUCUUAAGCUACAUCCGGCCGACACUUUUCGGACGUGUUUCUCUUUGAUUAGGUCACUCGUCACCCGUGUGUUAACAUGAAUCUCGGUUGAAGCGGCGUCGCCGCUUUUUCAGUUUACACUUGGACGCCGGCCUCGGCAGUGGAAGCAAACAAUGCCGGCGCUCAAGCUGCUCGGCAGGCGAUGGCUCCUUGGCAGCGACGACUUUGUGCUGCCUGGAAGUUUGGAGUUUGCUCUCAAAAUGCCAUGGUUGGCACUGAUUUUGGUGGUAAUCGUCCGAGAGUGGGUGUUUGCGGAAGAUGGGUGUCCUGACCUUCCACCUUUGGACCCAGUGCUGGCCGAGAUCAGGUCGCAACUGGCCAACAGACUUCGCAUUUACGUGAUGGGCAGUGCGGCCCUUCUCGUGCUCAGCACCAUCACCGUCGCCGUGCUUGUGGCCCACAGUGCGCGAGGGUCACCUGUAGAGGAGGAAGCGCGUCGUCAUGUGCCCCAAAUCCUCAAGUUCAAGUUCUCUCUGAUGUUUCCCGAGUUGAUCUGGAACAUCCUUGGCACCCUUUGGGCCUAUGAACUUGGCGAGGUGAUGCCGCGUUGCGCCGGAGAGGCCUUCACGUCCACCGUCAUCAAAGGAGUGCUGAUUUUCAACUGGUUGUCCUUGGUGGCGACGAUCCUCGGCAUGGCUCUGCUCUUUGACCCCCUGGGCUCGGCCAGGUACUACGCGCCUUGCGACGGCGGCGCCAACUGCCUUGAAGACCACCACGAGCAGCACGCUCAGCGCAGCAGGGCCAUUUGGCAGCGCCGGUUUGCCUGGCUCUUCUGCUGGAUGAGGCCGGACGAGCACAGCCGGACAGCUUUCCACGACGUCGCCAGCCUUUUUAGCGCCCUCUUCCGCAGCACAGAUCUGGUGCCCUCAGACGUUGCUUCGGCCUUUGUGUUACUUCGGGUCAAGCAAAAACGAGAAGUGCGCAUGCAACGUGAAAAACUCGCCAAAAGCCGAGGCAACAGAGAGUGGACUCAACAUUUUCCAACUCAUGCUCAGGGCAUUUCACCACCACUGAGCUUGGACGAGGACACUCGAGUGAUUGGCGCUGCCGAAUGGAUGAAGCUCAGCAUUGCCAGGCACUACCUCAGAUUAUCCAUGGCCGCCUACGGCUGGCCACUGGUCAUGUACCUUCACUGCUUCACAGGAUUUUUCCGUCUGUUGCCGUACAUGGCCUGCUGUGGCUGUAUGAGAUCAAAGACUCCUCGAGUUGUGGAGGACAACUGUUGUCUGUGCAACGUUGCUGGAAUGCGCAGUUUGUCCGGAGUUCCUGCACAUGACAUUUUGUACGCUUCGUUCCGCAACCGACUCUUUGAGGUUCCUUUUCUUGUUGUCGCUGACCACUCAACAAAAAGUAUUGUGGUGGUCAUGCGGGGCUCCAUCUCGCUCAGAGACAUUUUCACCGACUUCACAGCAGCAUCCUAUGAACUCGAGGCGCCCGAACUUCCGCCAAACUGCAAGGGUCACAAAGGCAUGAUCCAUGUUGCCCAAUACGUCCUCAGAACCCUGCAGCAGGAAUCUAUUUUGACUGAAGCUUUUGAGAGCCACCCUGAAUAUAAUUUAAUUGUUACUGGCCACAGUUUGGGUGCUGGCGUUGCUGUUUUACUUGGAUUGAUGUUGAAACCCACAUAUCCCGACUUAAAGUGUUAUGCCUUUGCUGCUCCUGGCGGCCUCUUAUGCCCUGAAGCUGCUGCAGCAAGCGAAUCUUUUACGUUGACAGUAGGUCUUGGUGAUGACCUUGUCAUGAGACUUGGAGUGGACAGUAUUGAGAAUCUCAGAACCGACCUUUUGACUGCAAUUAGAUGUUGCAUGCUCCCAAAAUACCGAGUACUUUUAAGUGGGUUCAUGUAUGUUCUCUUUGGAGUUCCUGACCACGUUUUGGAGCAGACGUGGGAAAUAGCUGAUGAGAAGUUGGAGAGAAUUCCAACAAAGCGAUACCGUGCCAUCCACAAGCUGGUGAUGGGUCCUCCAACUUCAAUCGAAGCAUCGAGACUGGCAUGCAAUGUAGGACGGAGGCGCUUUUCCGAGCAAAGACUCUUCUCUCCAGGCAAAAUACUUCACAUCACUAGAUGCAAAAGCUCAGGCCCAAGCGGAAACGGUCGGCGACGUCAUCAUGAGCUGCGUUGGGCGGGCAAGGAGCAUUUCACUCAGCUGCGGGUGAUGCCACGCAUGAUUCUGGAUCACCUACCAGAAAACAUCCUUGCUGCAAUGGAUAAUCUUCUAGCUGAACACGAGGAACAGAUUUCUAACAACCCUGACAGCAUUGAAGUUUCAUCGUAGAGUUCCGUCCUUUCAUUUGUUUUAUAUCAACUCUUCCGUGGUGAACAACUGCUGUGACCGAAGUGAAAUCAUGACAAAGAAGUGAUAUUUUUUACAAUUGUAUUUACACAAGAUCAACUGCUGUGGAGAUUAUUAGGUGUAAAGUACUUGAUCAUUCCCCUCUAUUUUGUUAAUAAUUUAUUUAUGAUCGGAAACAACAACAGAUACAUGUGACUGUAACAUAGAGCCGCUCUAUUUUGUAACUAACUGUUGUCUCAAUAUUUUUACUUUUGAACGGAAAGUGAUUUUAUGUUUAUUAUAGUAGAUGUCUUGGAGGAAAGGUUACAUCUCUUUGUCUUAUAUGCCAUUAAAAGUUAUUACUUUGUAUUGGUGAAAAAUUUUAUUGUUAUUAUUUAAUUACU
Molecule: messenger RNA, 2815 nt
Organism: Neocloeon triangulifer
Lineage: Eukaryota; Metazoa; Arthropoda; Insecta; Ephemeroptera; Baetidae
Product: diacylglycerol lipase-beta-like
Exons: 12
Coding region: 252-2414 (720 amino acids)
Biological process (GO): lipid metabolic process
Source: RefSeq, a predicted model, not a curated record